Molecule: messenger RNA, 3896 nt
Organism: Doryrhamphus excisus (bluestripe pipefish)
Lineage: Eukaryota; Metazoa; Chordata; Actinopteri; Syngnathiformes; Syngnathidae
Gene: ptger3
Product: prostaglandin E receptor 3 (subtype EP3)
Biological process (GO): inflammatory response; intestine smooth muscle contraction; adenylate cyclase-activating G protein-coupled receptor signaling pathway
Cellular component (GO): plasma membrane
Molecular function (GO): prostaglandin E receptor activity
Source: RefSeq, a predicted model, not a curated record
CAGUGUGCACCUGUGCCGCGAUGGUGCGCGCACACGCCGCUUCUCCGCUUCAUCUCCGCCUCCCAGCCAGUCCGAGACGAUGCCUUCGGACGAAUGUCAACUCCUCGACGGCCUGCAAAGCAGACUAGCGGCCAUGCUGACCCCCAACGCGUCCGCGCCGGCGGAGGAAGACGACGCCAACAGGACGGAGUCCAACUGCGGAUACGUGUCCGUGGUGUUCCCCAUCACCAUGAUGGUGACCGGCAUGGUGGGCAACUCUCUGGCUCUCAUCCUGGUCUACGUGUCCUACAGGAAGAAGGAGAACAGAAGGAAAAAGUCCUUCUUGCUCUGCAUUGGCUCCCUGGCGCUGACGGACCUGUUCGGGCAGCUCCUGACGAGUCCGAUAGUCAUCUCGGUUUAUCGGGCCGAUCUGCGAUGGGAGCGCAUCGACUCAUCCGGCAACCUGUGCGCCUUCUUCGGCGUGUGCAUGACCACAUUCGGGCUGUGCGCGCUCUUCAUGGCCAGCGCCAUGGCCAUCGAGAGGGCCACGGCCAUCACCAACCCGCACUGGUACUCCAACCACAUGAAGACCAGCGUGACCAAGCAGACUUUGGCGCUCAUUUGGUGUCUGGUGCUGCUCUUUGCGCUGCUACCCGUCGUGGGCGUCGGCAAGUACACGCGUCAGUGGCCCGGGACGUGGUGCUUCAUCAGCACCGGUGACAGCCAGGUGCCCGGAAACAUCUUCUUCUCCUUCACCUUUGCCUUACUGGGGAUUUUCUCGCUGCUUGUGACGCUUUCCUGCAACGUGGUGACCAUCAGGGGUCUGAUCAGUCGAUGCAAGACCAAGUCCGGCACGUCUCAGGCCUCCAAGCACUGGGAAAGACUCACCACCGAGACGGUCAUUCAACUCCUGGGGAUCAUGUGCGUCCUGCUGGUGUGCUGGUCUCCUUUGCUGGUGCUGAUGCUGAGGAUGAUCUCCACCCAGGUGUCCUCCCAUGAAUGUAACUCCACGGCAGAACCCUCCCACCCCUCCUCUUCAUCCUCCUCCUCCUCCUCCUCCGUGCGAGACGUUCACUUGGACUGUAAUUUCUUCUUGACCGCCAUCCGCCUGGCCUCCCUGAACCAGAUCCUGGACCCGUGGGUCUACUUGCUCCUCAGGGAGAUCCUCCUCCGCAAGUUCUGCCUGGUGGCCAACGCCGUCUCCAACUGCUCCAUCGAGGACCCCAAGGAGACCCAAACGGCGCUGAAUAAGCAGAACCAAGAAAGCCUCCAGAAAGAGCAAAGUACCAAAGAAGGAAUUUCCUAAAAGCAAAAAAUCCCAUGAAUGCAUUCCUUAUCUUCUCCUGCCAGGAUGUCUCACUCGGACACUUUUUCAUCUCAUUGCCGAGAACGACAAAAGAAUGAGUCCAAACUUUUUUCUUCUUCUUAUCACAUUUGAAUGACAAGAAGCCAUAAUUCAGAACUCAGACUCAACCAUUCCAACUGGAACAUACCAUUAAGUAUUAGGACCACAUUGGAAAAAAAAAUUAUUUUCGAGAAUACAUUUGUAAACUUAUGUGGCUUAUGUUGUAAAUUUACAAGAAAAAGACUGACAAUAAAGUCGUAAAAGUACCAGAAUAAAGCAGUACAUUUAGAAAGUAAAGCUUUAAACAUAAAAAAAAAACAUGAAAAUUAAUGAGAAAAAAAAUGUCGUAAAUAUACCAGAAUAAAGUCUUAAAUUUGAGGAAAAAAAAUGACAAAGUUACGAGAAAAUAAGUCAAGAAAAAGGUUGUAAAUUUACAAAAAUAAAGUUACGAGUAUAAAGUCGGUAACUUGAGGCUAAUGUCAUAAAUGUACACGUGAAAAUACCAUAAAUUAGAAUGUUUUUUCACAAAAACAAAGCUGUACAUUUAAAUAAACUUGUAAAAAAAAAACAACCAGAAUAAAAGUAGUAAAAAUCUACAAGAGUAAACUUGUAAACGUCCAAAAUUUUUUUAUUUUUUUUAAGCCAGCUCUAGCUAAGCUAGCUAGCUAGUGUCCGUAUCUUCUGUACAGCCCUCACAUUUCAGCAUGCGUUCAUUAUUUUAACAAUAUUCAAUAAUAGUGGCGAAAAGCCGUAAAUAUACCAGAAUAAAGUCUUAAAUUUAUGAGAAAAAAAUGACAAAGUUCCGAGAAAAAAAGUCAAGAAUAAGGUUGUAAAUUUACAAAAAUAAAGUUACGAGUAUAAAGUCGGUAACUUGACGCUGAUGUCGUAAAUUUACACGUGAAAAUACCAUAAAUGAGAAUGUUUUCUUACAAAAACAAAGCUGUACAUUUAAAUAAAAAAAAAACAACCAGAAUAAAAGUAGUAAAAAUCUGCAAGAGUAAAGUUGUAAACAUCCAAAAAAAAUUUUUUUUUAAGCCAACUCUAGCUAAGCUAGCUAGCAUCCGUAUUUUCCGUCUCAAAAAAACAAAGUUGUAGAUUUAAAUAAACUCGUAAAAAAAACAACCAGAAUAAUAAAAUAAAUAAAAUAAAUAAAUAAGCAGUAAAAAUCUACAAGAGUAAAGUUGUAAAUGUCCAAAAAAAAUAAAAAUAAAAAAAGUCGUUAGUGAAAGGGCUGUUUUGCUGCCACAUAAUAAAUAAAAGCUUGCCCGAGUUAUGCUCCAUCUUCGCUCUGACAUAAUACCACUUUAUUCUCGUAGCAUUAGGACUUUAUUCUGGUAAAUUUAGAACUUUUUAUCGUAAAUUUACGACUUUAUUUUCGAUAUCCUGAGUUUUUUUGUUUUUUUUUUCCAAUGUGGCCCUCCAUGAUUGGGGGAGGGGACUAAAUAGUAACAAAAACCUGUUCCAUAGCGAGCAGUGGCGGUAGCUAGGGGUCACGUGAUGGUCAUGUGAUGGUCACAUGAGGGUCGGAGGUAAAAACAGUAAGUUACAACAAAAAUAUAGUUAAAAAAAAAAAGCCGGAUCCGCCAUAGCUGCGACCUGCUGGAUGUUGAUAUCAACGCCUGUAAAUAUUUCCAUAGUUCCUAAAAAACAAACAAACAUACGUGAAAAAGAAAAGAUGGUUCAUCUCUGGACUGCGAACUUCGACCGAGUGGGCGGGGCUUAAUGGCGAAUGUACAUGUGUAUGUGCCAAAUGGCUAACAGAUGCUAUUCCAUAUGUUAUUUAUUGAUUUAUUUAUUCAUGGACGUUGGCCUUGGUUAGUGUUCUAACCAGGAUUAUUGUAAAGACCAUGCUAGUGGUGCAUUUUUUUUUUUAGGGGUGGGCGAUACCAAUUUUUUUUUUCUUGAAAUUGUUCAAAAUCAUAAUCAUUGGAAUAAAAUAUCAUGUAUAAUAUCUUUUUAUCGACAAACGUGUUUGUGAGUAAUGUAACUACACACACACACAUAUGUAUAUAUAGACAAUGUAAAAUAUUAUUUCUGUAUUUUAUUUCAUACAACUGUAAGAAAUACAUCUGAAUAAAAUAUUUUAAAAAAUGCUGAAUAAAUCAACAUUUAUUUGCCACAAAGCCAAAAAAUACAUUCUCAGAGUUUGUAAACAAUACAAUAAUAAUACACUAACCCUUCUUUAUCACAGUUAGUUGGUUCCAGAUCUGACAGUGAUAAGUGAACUUUAUUUACAAAUAAAAUAUUUCAGUAGUCACAACUAAAACUAUAAAAAUAUUCCAUUCCUAAAUAAGAAAAUCUACUUUGAAUCAAUUCACCAGUCACGGCCGAGUCCGGAAGCGAUCACUUUAAAAAACUUUUUAAAAACAAAACUUUUUCCAUAACGAAAUUUUCAAAAAAUUACAACUUUAUUUUUGUCUCUUGCAAUAUUAUUGAAUCAAAAAAAUUAUUUUUUCUUUAAUAUUUCAACUUUAUGCUACUUUUUUUCCCUUGUAAUAUUAUGAGUUGUUUUUUGUAAAAUUGCCACUUUUUUCCCAGAUUACCUUUUUUUUAAAAAUAAAAUAAAUUUCUC